AUGAAGCCAAAGGGAGGUCAUAGAAGAGAUCCGGCUUGGAAAUAUGGUACAAAGGUGGAGAUUGAUGGAGAUGCAAAAGGAUAUACACACAUUAGAUGCAACUUUUGCCAUGAAGUUGUUAAAAGAGGUGUAAAAGGAUUGAAUGAGCACCUUGCUUGUACUCAUAAAAACGUCACCAUUUGCCAUAAAGUUCUCGAAGAAGUUAAACAAGAAAUGCAUUCAUAUUUGAAGAUAAGUGAUAUAGCUAAACAAGUUGCACAAAAGAGAUUUGAUGAUAUGGUUGAUUCAGGAUCUUAUGUUGGAGGUCGGGUAUCCUUAAAAGAUGUUAAUUCUUGUCCGAAUCCUUUUGAGACUUCAAGUGGUGGUUCUUCAAGAGGAAUUAGAGGACCAAUGGAUAGAUUCAUUGCUAAUUUGGAAGAUGGCAUAGAAGGUGUUCAAGGGGAUCCAAAAUCCAUGAAUCCUACAAGUGCAAACGAGGCUCAUAAUCGAUCAAUUGGUUCAUAUGGUCAAGGUUUGAAACCCCCUACCAUGUAUGAACUUAGAAGUUGGAUUUUAGAAGAGGAAGUGAAAACAACUAAAGCUUUCAUUGAUGAGGUUCGGAAGACAUGGACACAAAUUGGAGUAUCCAUAUUAUCUGAUGGUAGGAAGGAUAUGAGAGGAAGAAGUUUGAUUAAUUUUCUUGCCAAUAAUCCUCAGGGCACUAUUUUCUUAAAAUCUAUUGAUGCAUCAAAUGUUGUAAAAGAUGCUACCAUGUUGUUUAAGCUUCUUGAUGAUGUUAUGGUGGAGGACAUUGGAGAAGAGCUGGUUAUUCAAGUGAUAACUAAUGAUGCUGGCUUUCUAACAAUUAAUUUGAGUGCAUAA
Molecule: messenger RNA, 861 nt
Organism: Dioscorea cayenensis subsp. rotundata (Guinea yam)
Lineage: Eukaryota; Viridiplantae; Streptophyta; Magnoliopsida; Dioscoreales; Dioscoreaceae
Exons: 2
Coding region: 1-861 (286 amino acids)
Molecular function (GO): DNA binding
Source: RefSeq, a predicted model, not a curated record